AUGGAGGAUGCAUUGUGGUCAGAUUGUAUUCCAUUAGAUAUACUCGGUUUAAUAUCAUCACGUCUGAUUGCUGCAGAAUAUUUUAUUUUUCGUGCCGUUUGUAAACGAUGGCGCGACGCACCUUUGACACCUCCACAUCGUCCUGCCCAAUCAGAAAAAUCGCCUUGUUUGAUCACAUUGCGUGGAGAUUCCGGAAUUAUUGAAUUCUUUCAUCCUGUGUACAAUGUCAUGACGACUACUUCUAUCCCAAACCCAAAAUUAAUGGAUUCCCGAAUUCGUAGUUCAAAAGGUAAUUGGUUACUCUUAAGUAAUGGUAGCCGUGGCAUGUUCUUUUUCAAUCCUGUUAGCAAUGACAUAAUUGAGCUUCCUGAUCUACCGUAUGAUAAUAUUUGCCCUUCUUGGACAUUUUCGUGUCCUCCAGACUCAUCGUCUGCUUGUUUUGUUGUUGGUAUUGAUUACGCUGGUAAUCCCCCAGACGUAUACAUCAUCAAAGUUGGAGAGACUAAUUGGACGUAUCAUAACUUAGACGAUCCAGCAGAUAGAUAUAAAUGUUUUUGUUUAUCGGCAUGCAAUAGUCCAAUAUUUUUCAAAAAUAAUAUUGUCUAUGUAUUGGGAGAUAAAGGAACUUUGGGAAUACUGACCAUCAACGAAAACUCAAUUCCUAGUUGGAAAUUUUAUGGGAAACCCUUUCCGCGUAGAAGACUAAAUCCAAUCCAAUAUGUUUACACGGCAAAAGAUGUCGACAACGAAGGAAUGUUAGUUGUAUUUCUAUCUCACCAUGAAGGGAAAGUAGAGGUUUGGAGAUACAAAAUGAACGGAGAAGUGUUGGAGAGGGAAAAAAUAACAAGUUUAGAUAAUAAUAAAACACUGUUUGUUAGCUCGGUAGGAUCGUGCUUGAAACCAUGUAUUGCACCGGGACUAGGAAACAAGAUAUAUUUUUCAAUGUUUCACAACAAAAAGGGUGUUUUCUAUUGUUUGGUCAAUCACAAAUAUUACUCUUUUGAUUAUUUGGGCAUCAAAGCUUAUUCGAGUCUAUACAUUUUCAACUUGUUUCGACCAACAUCAUGCAUUUGGAUCGAUGAUUAA
Molecule: messenger RNA, 1086 nt
Organism: Solanum pennellii
Lineage: Eukaryota; Viridiplantae; Streptophyta; Magnoliopsida; Solanales; Solanaceae
Product: F-box protein At4g00893-like
Exons: 1
Coding region: 1-1086 (361 amino acids)
Molecular function (GO): protein binding
Source: RefSeq, a predicted model, not a curated record